This is a messenger RNA of Schistosoma haematobium, 11426 nucleotides long. RefSeq lists its product as uncharacterized. Lineage: Eukaryota; Metazoa; Platyhelminthes; Trematoda; Strigeidida; Schistosomatidae. Bases 450 to 4898 code for a protein of 1482 amino acids. The record is from RefSeq and is a predicted model, not a curated record. The transcript has 21 exons. Gene Ontology annotation, biological process: chromatin remodeling.
CUUUCACUUCAAGAUAAACGUAACUGAUGUUAGUUUUUACCUCUCGUAAGUAAGUUUCGGUGAAAUGAAUAGAAUAAUCCACUGAACAACAUGGCAUGCUGUCCAAAUGUCUUCUUAUUGUUUGUUUAAGUACUUGCAAUUAGAGGGUAUUUGGUAUUUCGUUAACACCAAGAAAAGUUGGUCAUAACGCUUGUGUGCUUCAUAUUGAAUGGUUUUGGAUAUUUUUAUACCUCAAGUUUUUACAGUAAUUUUUUGACCGUUUGAAAUUCUCGAACUAUUCACUAAAAGCAACGAAUUGUAAUCUUGUAAUAUUGAAAUGGGCGUGCCUGACAUCUAUCAAAUGUAAAUUACAAUCCUUUUCUAUAGGAAUCAGUAGCUCUUGCAUUUAAAAAAAAAAUUGACUGUCGAGUGGUGCUACUAUCCGGUUUCUGGAAUUAGUAGAUGUCAUCAUGCCUUAUUUGAAUGGUGAACCUUUCGUUAAACGGCAGCCACCAAGUGAUCUCUCAUUAGACGAAGAGUUAUUUUUCCUGCCCACUACGUUGGAAGUUUUUCGUGACUACGAUGACUAUUUCGAACGUACAAUUCUUGUAAAUAGUCUAACAUGGACUUGUUCAGUGUGUAAUAGAGGACCUUCCACUUACAAAGAAGCACUGGCAUGUGAGCGUGGAGACUAUCGGCAGUUGAACGCCUUUGAUAAUGCUCUGGCUUCUGCAUUGCUGUAUAUUAUUGGAGGUGCACGGAAACGAAGGCUCCCAGAACUUGUUGAACUAAUAUGUGGAUUUGCAAGUAGUCGAUUUUUCGUUGGUGAAGAGAUUGAAUUUCAGACUGCAGAUUCGAAUGUUCGGUCUCUUGGUAUUAUUGAUCGUGUGGUCGUGUCACAGAGAAAAAGCCAGUUUGAGCAUAGUGGAUUAUCGAUGGAUCCAAAUGUUCAGAAGCCUGCCUUUCCUGAUGCAUUGAAACUUCAUUACUGUGUAAGGGAGCAUAAAAAGUCUGAUAAUGUAAACCGUAUCGCCUCAAGUGUUUUGGUACCUGGAUCUAUUAUUAAUCGUCGCAGUCGUAACGUACUGGCUAGGGAUCACAUUAAGUUCUUCAUUCGCCACACGUGCGAAUUAAGAAACGGUGUUUUCACACCCAAAGUUUCGAUUUUGCAACGUUAUAAGUUACAUCCGUAUGGACCUGUGACAUGGGCUAAACUAUUUCUGCCACCAGAACCUUGUUGGUCUGAACUGACGCCUGCUCCUCCAUCCUCAAUAAUUCGGACUGUGAGCAAUCUAACGAAGGAAUCCAGUCGCCCUAUAUGCCAAGGUUUUAAAGUUAUCGAUACUUAUACGGAUGAAUGGACCAGUCGAGGUCAAACGAAACCUUCUCCAAACGUUCCAUGUUCCAUUGCCAUUAACCAUAACAUGGCUUCAUCAGGAGGAACAACCCGUGUACAGUAUUUUGAACCCCUCGGUUUUCAGUCGCAAAAAGUUCUUUAUCAACAGACACAUACACUAAUGGGUGGUACACAUGCAAUGAAUGGUCCCUAUAAUCAGUCAUUACCACAACCAGUUUUUGAUAUUUCACGUUCUUUAAAAGUUGAAAAAACUGAAUUAGAAAAGGAGUGGGGUAUGGUGCGUCGUCGUGAUGAUUUGGAAUUAUCGGAUUUAGUGCCAUUACCAGAAUUCGCUAAGUUUCCUUCUUCACUUCCUCCGGAUGAUAUUGGCUCAGCUCUACAGUUACUAGAGUUUCUUCAUGUAUUUGGUCCACACAUUGGACUUGUUAUCCCACAAAUAGGUAAAUGUACAGAAGUGAUCGGUACGAAUUUAUCCCGUUCUACUCCUUCACUUACAUUAUCUACUUUGGAAAGUAGCCUUUUGGAAUCGGAUCCGUGUGGUCCUUUAGCCGAUUUCUUUAUAAGUAUGCUGUCUACUAUACGUAGGUUAGAACUGGACGCCAAUUCUCGUCAACCAACUCCAAAUGCUUCGGCCGCAACAAUUGCUGCAGCGUCGGCUGUUGCUGCCGCCGAAGCUGGUUUUUCUGUGAAUACACAAGUCUCCCAUGUUUCUGGAAUUGGAAUUGAUAAUAAUUCACUUUAUGAUGAGGAUGCAGUCGGUCCUGAAGACAGUGCUGUCUUCCGUGUGCUACGGGAUGCUGGAGCUUCAACUCGUUUAUGUGAACUUAUUGGUAUACCAACCCAAGCAGCCACCAUUGCUGCCGGUAAAGCUGCUGUGGCUGCUUCUGUUGCGUUGAACACAACAGGUGGAACUGUUGUAAAAGAGGAUUCAUCAGGGAUUUCAUCUUCAGUAUUUCCAAAUGCAAUUAACCGAAGUUCUGUUACACGUGCUGCAACAACGGCAGUCAUUGCUGGGGCUACAUCUUUACCACCAUUGGAUCGUGCUGGUCUUUCUGAAGCACUUUGGUUACACAUAACUAGUGCAGCUGCAAAAGGUGGGGGCUGGCGUGGUCAGAUUUGGGGAGGUACUCGACUUCUGGAUGACCCUUCCGUUAUGCUGGCCAGAAACAAUUCAGCUUUAGUUGAAAAGCUUAAAAAAGUGUCGGUUUAUGAACUAACUCCACAUGAAAAGUUGAUCUUGCUUACUACUUUGAUGGAUGAGCUCUUGCUUCAACCUCAGAUUCGAGAACGUAUGGAAGAUAAUUACGAACGUGUGCGUUUGUUACGCAAUCAGUUGCGCACUAUACAAGCUGAUAGAACUGUAUUGAUUAACUGUGGUACUGGAAUUGAGGAAGAACAAGAUGUUUUGAUACAUAUGAAGAAAAUGAACUCCACGAAUGAUGGCCGUGUUCAUUUCGCUCCUGUUGGUCUUAAAGGACGCUUGGGCAGAGGGAGAGGUCGUCCAGUGGGUUCUGGUCGUACACUAAGCCGCAAAAAUACGCAACUAGAUUCGACAGUCGCUCCGUUGGAGAAAUUUUUGUCAGAUGAGGAUUAUACGUUAAUCAAUCGAAAGGAACAUCGACCCAAUUCAGAUACUGGAACAACAACUUCUUGUAUCUCUUCCUCAUCUACAGCUAAUAUAUAUGAAAAAUUGACAGAUUCAUUAUUAGAGGAACAAAAGUUACUAGACUGUAUUACUCAGGUUUCACGUGGUUGCUCAAUGAUACCUCUUGGUCAAGACAGAUUUUAUCGACAAUAUUGGCUAGUAAUGUCUGUACCAUGCAUACUGAUUGAGGAUUGCCCAUGUGUUGAUAAAAAUCCUUAUUAUACUCAUGUUACAAUUCGAAAUCGUCAAGUUGUAUAUACGUAUCCUGAACUUGCUAAACAAAUGGGUCUUAGUAGCUCUGAGGAGGCUGGUAGACAUUUACGGGAAAUAAUGAAUUCUAUUAAGGAUAAUGAAUUAUUAGAUAGAGAAGAAAUAACAUUUCGUGUUGCCGCUUAUCUACCGCAUCAGUCUUUAUCAUCAUCAUCGUCGUCGUCAUCAUCAUUAUCAGGAGGUUUAUCAGUCGAACAACUGCGAACUCUUGUUAAACCGGAACGUGUCAGUGUCCAUGACUCUUCUUUACAUAAUGCCUGUCCUGCAGUUAAACAAUUAGCUAAGCUACGAUGUUAUCCAGGGAAGUCAUCUCUGUCCACAACUGUCUGGUCGAUUCUCAUACCCGAUAAGUACAGGGAAUUGUACCAAAAAAAGAUGCUUGAUUCAAAUAAUCAUACUAUCGUUUCUGAUUCAAACACAGAAGUUGUUACAUCUUCUUCCAUACGUGAUUGUUCUGAUACCCCUGUAAAAUUUGAAGAGUGUUAUAAUAACGUCAAUAGCAAUUCUAGUGAUGAUAAUGAAUCGAAAUAUAAGACAGAUGUUUCUGACGAUAACAAAAAUUGGUCUUUGACAAAUGAUGAACUUGAUUUAAUGGUUGAACAAGCCAAAUGGACUAUUGAUUGUCUAGAAGCUUCAUUAAACCCUCGCGGUAUCCGUGAGUCUCGUCUUCGUAAAACGAUUGGUCAGUUGCGGCCUUUACUUAUUAAAGUACUUACCAUGUGUCCACCGGAAAUAAUUUGUGCAACGAACGAUAACUGUUCAACAGUAGUUGACAAGACAGCAAUUAAUACUCAAAUUGCAUCUGGAUCAUUCGAACAUGUUGCUACCACUCUGGGGAAAUAUAAUUAUUCAGGUGAUAAAUCAACUCAUGCAGUCAUGUGUUCGUGGUUGGAAAUCGCUCUUGUUGGUAUAGGAUAUCGUCUUGGUCGUUUGGAUUUGAUUAAGCGUCUUUUGUUCAAUAAAAGCGGUAGUCUCACGGAAAAUUCAUCAAACACUGAAACCGAACUAUGUAAACAAGAUCUUAAAGAAUCUCUUCAAAACAAGGGUUCCAAUGAAGUGGAAAAGGAUGAGACUGUCUCUGUGUCAGUUGAAAAUUGUACUGACAGUUCUAUGAAACUUUCUGAGGCUCUAAAAACUCCACUAAAUUGUAGUCCUGUUAAUCCGGAUGUAAAGCGUCUUUCACAAAUAAUUUUAUCACUGGGCCAUGAUGUUAGUCCAAAAGGAGUUGCUGGACCACUGGCGAACGAUGAAAGGACUUUGCGUAGUGAACCUAUUAAUAUGUCAAUCAACAAACAAUCAACUGAUUUAGAAAAUAUAUUUUCAGAAAAUACUGUACCAUCUGAAGUACAUGAUUCAAAUAUAACAGCUAAUUCUAAUAUGACCCAAUCAUUUAGAACUACUGGUUGGCAAAGAUGGUGUGUUAAUGUUGAACAGGCUAGUUCUACAGCACAGUUACAUUUAUUAGCACGUGCUCUUGAACGUGGAGCUCAUCGUGCUACCUUAGGUGGUAGAGGUGUGUCGUCUGCAAUUGCUAAUUAUGUCUCGCAACAUCCUUUACCCACUCUAAAAUGUACUUCAUGUCGGUAUGUGUUAUUAUUAUUACUAUUACUAAAUUCGUUUUGUUACAUUAUUCUGGUUUUAUUUUAGGGACUUGAACUACCUACUUAUGUCUGUUACUCCUCGUGGUGGAGCGUAAGCCACCUACCAUGAUUCUCCAUCGAACUCUGUCCUGGGCAAUCCUUUCCAGUCUUUUCCAGUUGCUAUUCAUUCUUUUCAUGUCUGCUUCCAAUUCCUGGCUCAAUGGGUUCCUUGGUUUUCUUAUUCCCUUGGGAAUUGUAAGUUAGGGCUUGGUUUGUGAUGCAGUCUGAUGCUUUCAGCAAUGUAUGUCCUAUCCAUCUCCAACGUCUUUUCCUAAUUUUGAGUUCAAAUGGAAGCUGGUUUGUUUUCUGCUAUAGUAGGUUGCUGCCAAUGGUAUCUAACUAAUGGAUAUGGAGUACCUAGCGUAAAUAACGGUUUAUAAAUACCUAUAUCUUUAUGAUGGUGUUAUAAUUCUCUCUUAUUACAACCCAGCUAUUCCUAUUGCUUAGUAUUCUCGGACAACAAUUCACUCGACAAGUCCCCAAAUCAGAACACGGUUGAACAGGGAAAAGAUUAUAUUCCAAAUAACAAAGUUAGAUAGAAGUAAGAAGCACAAUAAGAAAAACGUUAGUAUAUUUAUAGUUUUUACAUGAAAUUUCUAGAGUAUUAUCCGAGUAUCGACUUGCGCGGAUUGAAUAAGAAUCAGCCGAUCAGCGUGCAUUGAGCAUGAUUUAAUCCAAUCUAUGUCUCACUGACAGAUGAUUAUGGUAGUUCUCCGUGUUUUAGCUCCGUAGAAUACAUCUGUCUGGACGUUUAUAUUAAAGAUUCUGACUUUGAUAUUGACUGACAGUUGUUUUGAGUUCUAUAUGUUCCUUAAAUGUAGGGAUUCUGCCCUUGCUUUGCCAAUCUAGACCUGUACAUUUGUAUCAGAUCCUUCUUGUUCAUCGAUGAUAAACAACUUAACUACUCUAAUGAAAAAAAGUCCUUCUUAAGCUACACUGACUUUAUUUGUAGAAUUUUUUGAAUACGGUCAUAGUAUUGUUGUUAUCACUAUUAGUAGAAAUUUAAAGUAAAUGUGUAUGGGAAGAAAAUUAUAGCGGAAUGUUUUACAACUAUAUUAUGCUCUAUACAUGACAAAUGACCGGAAAUCAAAAGUUUUAUUCAAUGUUUUUGUGUAGACUGAAUUAAAUUCACUAUGUGAAGUGAAUAUAGAAAGCUAUUUAAUUUUUUGAUUAUUUAUUUAAACAUAUAAAUAUUGAUAUAAGGAGGUAUCAUAUAUAAAUGCGUCACAGUGCAUCAUUCAAUUAGUAUGAGGACUGUAAUACUGCUCGGGUGCCCAAACCAAAUCAGGUAUUUGGACUUCUUGUCGUAUAAAAAUGAAAAAUAUCUACAUGAUGUCUUAUUGAUUUGUCAUUUAAUUAUUUACUAAUUAUGAGUUACUAUUUCUUAAAUACAUAUUUAACUGUUAUAUUAGUUGAAUUUUACGAAUUUUACACUCAUUAUUAUGAGUUUGUUGAUGCUUCCUUAUGUAAUCAGUCCAUCAUGUUCCAUUGUCUAUUUAUGAUAAUUAAUCAAGAUACCUAGAAUUUAUCCCAGAAUAAAACGGUUGAAAUUUUCUUCCGAUAAUAGUAAUAACAAUAUUAGUAAUGAAAUUCAUAAGUAUGAAGUGACGUGUUUCUCUUUGAAUUUGUGGUUUGUAAAGAAAGUUGGAAUGCUUGUAACCAACUUUUUUUGAAUAUUCAACUUUGAUAAUAUACUUUCUCGCUUUUAUUUUCUUCUGGAAUGUAUGAAAGUUUCAUUUUAGACGUAAUAGGUUUUUUCGAACAUCUUUUUAACUUUGAGAUCUGGAUCGGUGAUACAUGACACUUUUUGUCUAGUUGUUACUCCGUUUGCCGAUAUUUUUAAAUCAGCUGUCAGUUACUGAAUUCUAAGCUAGCUACCCUGAUUUCUGUCUCUACCCUUUAAUUUUUUUUGUUGUUGUUGGCAAAUUUGCCAUUCUAAUUGAUUAUUUUGUUCACUACCUAAAAACCUUACUUUCCACACUAAUAUAUUUAUAAUUUCAAAAAUGUCUGGAUACUUUUAUUGUAGGGGUCCUCCAGAUGUUUUGACUGUAUCAACUGCAUCCGGCAAUCUGUCUGCAUUUUCUGUUUGCUCUGGUUGUGCUUGCCCCUAUCACCUGGAUUGUCUUCUUUCUUCAAGCACCCGACGAUCUCGAACUAAACAACUUGACAUUUCAGAUUCAAAUAGUCCAAAUAACAUUGAUUCACCGUUUACUGGGUUUCUGAGCAAUUAUUCCUCUUUAUCCAGUGUUACAUCUGCUCGUCUUGAAGUGUUAGGUGGUAGUCUUAUAUUGUGUGGAUUUUGUCUUCGUUCAGCCGAGGCGUUAUUGUCAGGAGCAGAUAAUCCUACAGGGCUUUUACAGUCGAACAAUGAAGCAUUUGAAUUAUCUACUACAUUAGUAUAUACAAACGAAGAUUAUCUGGGUACUAAUGAAAAUACUUCACUCCAAAAGAAGACAAAUCGAGUUAGGAGAAAACGUCGUUCUGUUGUUUUUGACGAGUCUGAUGAUCCUACGUCAUACGAUGGGAAUUCAGAUGAGAAAACUGAUCAUCCUCUUGAGAAUAUGGAGGAGCUAGAUCCUGAUAAAUCGACCGGAAAUCAGCAUACGGAAACAGGACACACAAAUAAUGUACAUGUAACUAGACGUCGUGGAAGACCUGCUCGUCUUCAUCGUGUAUAUAGUAGUCGUGGUCGUGGUCGUCGUUCAACGAAAUUUCUGUCAGAGAAAGUUAGUCAUUGUGAUAAAACUGUUGAACCGAGCUUAGAAGUUACUUAUGCAUCACCCGCAUCAGUAGAUAUGUCAUCGAUCAGUAAAUUGUGUGUUACUGUGGAUGUUCAUUAUGAUGAUGAAGUCGAACAGUUGCUUAGUCCUUCAGAUCAUCAAAGUAAAAAACUCAAAGGAGACUCCGGGUCUGUAAAUUCAGCUUUAACAACAAACAAAUCAUGUCCAACUGUUGAACCUGAGGGAAAUUGUCGCUAUAAUUGUGUUUCACAAAUUACGAGUACCAAUGAUAGAGGACGUCGUUCUAGUCGUGGUCGUCCUCGAAAAUCUGAAGUUACUCUACCCAACCCCUCACUCGAAAGUCCUGAUUCAGUCAAUCCUUUAUCGUGUAGUCGAGAGCAGUUUGAUCAAGCUACUGCUGAAUGCUUCCUAUCAGAACUAUGUACGAUCAGUUCAGCACGUCCACUUCUCCGAUGUGGUCUUGGUCGAACUGUAGCUUUGAAUGAAUUAAAUCAAGCUAACGGUAAUUCAGAAGAUAGUUUCGUUGUUAAUUCCCUAUCUGAACGUUCUCGAGCAAGUCAUCGAACACGCUCAACAACAUCGGGUCAUUCUUCUGAGGACCGUAGAUUAUAUGCUCUAGAUUUGGUCGGGUUACAAGAGAUUUUGGCUCGUGGAGAAUUACCUCAGGGACCAGGACAAGUAAUCUCUCAGCUGCGACUACUCCUAUCUCAUUGGCUGCGUAGCAAUCGUCCUGGUAGUCGUUUGCAUCAAUGUGCUUCAGAUUUACUAGAACAGAUGAAUAAAAAGUUGAAAGCGUUACAACAAUUGAAUAUCCCCACUGUUAAUGAUAAUAUCAUUAAUAGUAACAAUAGCAACAGUAGUAAUACUGUUACUAAUUCUUUAAAUAACAGUAAUAAUAUUGACAGUGAAAAUCUAAGUCCUGUCAAUCACCACCAAUCACAACCAUUAUUCACUACUAGUCAUUGUGGAAAACGCAAACGGUAAUGAUGAUGAUUUUAUGUUAAUUGAAAUAUGCGGUUUUACAUUUAUUGUGUAUAUUUAUUAUUGCCUUUUUUAUUCUUUACUAUUUAUUUUUGUACAGUAAAAUCACUCUAUAUACAUAAUGAAUAGAAAAUGAGUGUUUUCACUAUCCCUUUCCGUCUUCGCUCUCUAUAAUAAGUCCUGUUUUGAUAAACGUAAGUAUGUUGUUACUACUUUUCUUAUUCUCCUCUCUGAACCACUUUUGAAAAUAAUGUCAAUUGAUAACCUCUUUCUUUUUGUUUCGAUUUGUAUAUGUUGAUCAUUUGUUUUUUUUGUGUAUGUGUGGUUUCGUUCUUUAUUACUAUGUGCAGACUGUUAUUGAAAUUGUAAUAAAAUAUAGAAAUAAACCAAUUAUCAAUACACGUAAUUCCUUUCUUUACGUUUAAUCUAUCAGUUAAAUCAUUUUUAUGUGAUAUUCUCAUAAUGUUUCAUAAAGGAUAAAGAGAUAUGUGUUUUUGAUUGUUUUGUAAGAGCUAAUGUUUAAUUUCACUUCUUGUUUUAUAGCUUAUUAAAGUGUUUAUCCAGUAAAUAUUGGAAGAUUUUUAAAAGCUUUUUCAAGUAGUUGGGUAAAUUGUAUUAUUGUUUUCUAUCCUUCAAUAAACGUUACCUGUAAGUCUUUAUUUAAGAAUUCUUAUUUACUCUUCAAGUUGGUGAAUUUAUUACUCAAUGAGAUAGUAUAGUGAAUAGUUUUCGUAACUAUUUUCUUUUAGUACAUUUUCUGUUAGUAAGUGUAGAACAAAAGUUCUAAAUUGAAUUAGUUUAAAUUAUUAUCUUUAGAUAUAGUCUGAAACCAAUUUCAAGAAGACUGGCAAAAUAUCUGAAAGAGAGCAAACAAUAAGAUGUGAUAUGAUGUUUUUGUUUGUGCUGACCCUACUUACUUUUGACCGUAUCUCAUCCGAUUUUGAAUCGUUGGUUAUAAUCAAAAAGCAAACAACUUACUUUAUAAGUACUACUUGCCACCUCUCAUGCUGAUCUUAUUAUUUCCAUUGAAGCGAUAAUCUUAUCCUCAUUAUUAACUGUUUAAGAAAAUUGAGUUUUUCAUUUGUUUGUGAAUAGGAUGUAUUUUCAUUCACUACUGAGAAUGUGAAUUCCAUCCAUACUGAUUAUAUAUUAUCAUUUUUCUUCAUUGAUUACCACCUAGAUUUUGUAAGUAUUCUAUAGAAAUCAAUAAUCUUUGGAUUUUUAUCGGGAACUUGAAAAUACGAAAUACGAUCAUCUGUUAAUUAUUUAUAACUUAGUCUUAUCGUUAUACUCCAUUUGUAAGAGUUUGGAAUUAACCAAUCCUAGUGUUAGAUACUGCAGUUGUUCAGUCUAUUGUUGGCACAUCGGCCUCUUUAUAUUAUCAUCUAGUCACAUGCAUCUUCGUUUUUGCACAUGUUCAUCGUACUACCUAAAAAUAAAGGAAACUGCUUAAUUUUGGUUAACUCGGAACUAUUGGUUAAAAAUAAACUAUCCAAUGAAAUUAAAAUUGUAACUAGCAAUCACAUUGUAGUCGAAAUGUGCAACUCAAGUCUUUAAUAAACCAAUGAUGAUGAAGAAUCUUCCUAUUGGCGUUUGGGACUGCAAUUGAUCAGUCUCUUAUUGGAAUAUGUGCACUCUGUGCGGCUUGUUUUAAGUCAUAUAUAUUAUAUGGAGAGAUAGAUGACGGCUAGCAGUGGAAUCCAAGACUUGCGUUUCGUCCUAUUUCGAACUCAUCAGCUAGAUGUACCUUCGUCCCAGGGUUGAUGUUCACUCUGGGACUCGAAAUCCUUAGUUUAUUUGCAUUUAAUCAUUGGUAUGCUAAAAUGUAAAUGAAUGUUGAUGAUUAUAUUGUACAAAUUAGUUCAUUGCACGCUACUACAUUUUGUUAUAGACGUGCAUGAUGUUGUUAUAUCUACUGAAUUCAUUUUCAAAAAUGUAUACUUUCAUAAUAUAACUAACAUUUUAGUACUGUACGCUUUCAAAUUUGUUUGUUUUCCUCAACUUUAUUUGUAUUCUGCUUUACACAUUCAACUAAUUAAGAAGUUAAUAAAAUUUAAAUGAUAAGCUAAUAUCAGUGCUGAAUGCUUGUUAAUAAAUUAUGUAUAUCAUUUAUAUUGGCUUGAAAGUUUUAUCGUGAAGAAUGAAAGAAACUUAUCAUUAGACUGUUGUAUGUGAUCGGCUGGCAUAGAUUUUAAAAUAAACUAUAAUUCGUUCUCCAUUUGCAAUUUCCCCACUAAAUUGUGUAUCAAAUAUUACAUUAAUAAUAAGGUUUUUAAACAUCUGAUGUAUCUUAGUAUUUUUGACGUUUAACAGUAUAGUUAGACAGUUUUAGAGGUGUUGUACGCUAUGAAAUCUAUGGCAAUAUUAUCAUCUCUUAGAUAUUAGUUCUAUCAAGAACAAAUUACAUAUUUGUUGUGAUUUACUCUAUGGAUUACUCAGUUUAAUCAUUAUGACAGAAUUAGUUAUGGUUUUAAUAAUUUGGAAAAAGAAACCUAUUUCUUAACAUCAUAUUUUCAGUACAUGAUAAUCAUCGGUGUUGGCCCUUUCGUAUUGAACAUUAAAAAAACAUACAAUUCGCAUUCACAAACAUACAAGACUAGACAAAUCAAUAACUUUUUAUCAGAAUGGAAACAAUAACAUUUGGGUUACUAAAUAUAUCGGGUAACACAAUUCAACCGUUAACCCAAUGUCGUUGGUAUCGGUGGGUAUAAAAAACGUACAUGUCUUUACAAAAAUAUUAUCCAAUUAGUCACCUUGUUUGUGUGUUAAGUCGCUUCGCUAGAAAGUAGAAUUAUGUAAUGGAAAUAAGUCGG